This is a messenger RNA of Phyllotreta striolata, 625 nucleotides long. NCBI's taxonomy places the organism in Eukaryota, Metazoa, Arthropoda, Insecta, Coleoptera, Chrysomelidae. The record is from the annotation of a GenBank genome assembly.
GCAAGUUUAAAUACACGAGCGACGCUCGUGUUUUAAUCAGUUUUUUUCCCAGCAAUAUUAUUCGCAUUUCUAGUGUUUAUAUUUAGUACUUAUACAUAUUCAUUCUCGAUUCCAUGCCGGUCGGCGAUUAAACUACAAAAAUGCGUAUAGUGUGGUUAAUAUUUUUCUCCGUGAUCGGUGUUGUUUUCUCACGUCAACUGACUUCAAAUUUUUACCACGAGGAAUCGUGUAGAGGGGGUUAUUGUGUACUGGAGAGCGAAUGUACUCACCAUGUAAAUAAUCAUGACAAAAAUCUAUGUCCAGGGCAAAAGGACCGGGGAGCUGUUUGUUGUAAAGAUUUUCCUCCAGAAAAAGUGAAUUGUUACCAGACUCAUAAUGCUUGUUUUCCGAAGUCACAAUGCCCAGACUCUUUAAAUUUGGGCCGUAAAGGUUGUACAGGUCAUAAAACUUGCUGUGUAUUAGUUUAGUAGAAAAAAUUUGAAUAACAAGUUUUUAUUACCCAAAAUGUGAUAACCUUUGUAUAUUUUCGAAUUAUAAUGAUUAUGCAUCGAAAUUUACAUACAUUUUAUGUAGGAACCUUUUUGUUUAUUUAAUCAGUUUUUGCUCAGUAAAAUUAUUAAACAUU